AUGGCCAGUAAGUCUCAUACGAACUCCACAACAAGUGGAAGAGGUGCUUCCACUCAGGUGUACAUCUGUGGGGGCUACAAUGGGAUUCAGUGUCUGUCUACCGCUGAGUGCUAUGACCCACGGACCAAACGCUGGACCCCUAUCACUCCAAUGAGAGUUCCCCGAUGUGGUGUUGGAGUCAUAGCAUACAAUGAUAAAAUCUACGCGGUUGGCGGUUCUGAUAGGUCCAGUUGCUUGCAGAGUGUGGAGGCCUAUGACCCGUUGACAAACCGCUGGUGUGCUGUGGCCCCCAUGUUCAACCCGCGCCAAGGUUUUGGCAUCGAGGUGGUGGAUGACCUUAUGUUCGUGGUGGGUGGUUUCAAUGGGCUCGAAAUCACCUGAAAAGUGGAGUGCUAUGAUGAGAAGACAGGCAGCUGGUACCGCGCCCAGGAUAUG
Paramormyrops kingsleyae is the source of this 435-nucleotide messenger RNA. The record is from RefSeq and is a predicted model, not a curated record. NCBI's taxonomy places the organism in Eukaryota, Metazoa, Chordata, Actinopteri, Osteoglossiformes, Mormyridae.